Messenger RNA from Linum tenue, 1001 nucleotides. Lineage: Eukaryota; Viridiplantae; Streptophyta; Magnoliopsida; Malpighiales; Linaceae. The record is from the annotation of a GenBank genome assembly.
AAGAUCCAAUUAUGCCAUGGAGAAGAUUGAGCUUGAGAGCGAGCAAGCUAUUUAGCUCUUAGUUGCUCUAUAUUUUGAUGAGCUUGAAAGAGUUCCUUUUUCACUGCUCAUCUAGAAAAAUUACAAUCAGUCUAUCGAUUGGAAGGGUUUGCAACUCUGCAUGGAGUUGACGGGGUGAGACUUGAACACACCAUAUCUCGGUUGCACUGUGUCAAGGUACUAGCUAGCUAGUUCCCCAUCAUAGCCAUGGCCAAGCUGCUGGGUGUCAUGGUGUUUCUCCUGGCACUCAUCGCCAUUUCCAUGCUCCAAACUCUGGUUAUGGCUUCCCAUGGACACGGCGGCCACCACUACAACAACAAGAGCAAAUAUGGGCCGGGGAGUCUGAGAAGCAACCAGUGUCCGUCGCAGUGUAGUAGGAGGUGCAGCAGGACGCAGUACCACAAGCCGUGCAUGUUCUUCUGCCAAAAGUGUUGCAGCAAGUGCCUCUGCGUCCCACCGGGUUACUACGGCAACAAGGCCGUCUGCCCUUGCUACAACAACUGGAAAACCCAGCAAGGCGGCCCCAAAUGCCCUUAAAUUAAAAUAAAAGCCUACUUGAUGACAUUCACUACUACUGAUAUAUUUAUCCUUAAAGUUCUGAGUCUGUGGGUUGUAACUUGUAAUCUGCUGCUGUUAUACAUGGUUGGGUUUGAUUGGAGGUUUGAACAAACAAAAUACUACCCGGGCCGGUUGAUCAUGUGGGUGGAUCCAGUGGUCAGACAUGGAGGUGGUUGUUGCAGGGAAGGAGGACCAGGACCAAUUGUAGAAGAUGGUGGGAAGAGGAAAGGCAAAAAAAGGGGCUCUGUUUCAGUAGCAUGCCCCUGUCUGUUGUUGCAAUGUCCAUUAUUGGCAUUUAUGGUUUCAGAUCCCCCAUCUCAAUUAUCUCUACCUUACAAAAUCUUUGCAUAUGUCUGUAUCAUCUAUUACUCGUCUCUUUUUUUCCUUUUUUUUUUUUACCUUCU